Saccoglossus kowalevskii is the source of this 5009-nucleotide messenger RNA. Its product is annotated as ubiquitin carboxyl-terminal hydrolase CYLD-like. Gene Ontology annotation, molecular function: cysteine-type deubiquitinase activity. NCBI's taxonomy places the organism in Eukaryota, Metazoa, Hemichordata, Enteropneusta, Harrimaniidae. The record is from RefSeq and is a predicted model, not a curated record. Gene Ontology annotation, biological process: protein deubiquitination.
UCCCCUUCUACUAAGCAAUAUCAAAAGCCAUCCUUAUUGGAAAACAGACUGCCUUCUACUUUUUUACCGUACCAAAUUUCCCAUUUUGGUAAUGAUACCAAUCUGCGAAAUUAUUGUACAAGUCAGUGCUGUAUAUAGCCAAGAUAAACCUCAUCGCUAUUUUUGAGUACAGUCGAUAAAUGUGCAUGUACAUUUCCAUGAUUACGCACUUCCGUUUCGCGGUAAAACAUCGUCCUGGACAUCGUUGGAUGACUCGACCGGAAUGAAUUGCAUCUGAGAUGUAAGUAAAUUCUCAAACAUGGUACACAAUGUCGGGGGCUAAGGAGCGAUGUGCGCUGAGUCCAUAUUUUAUACUUUUAAAGGAACAAGUUGUACGCGCACAGUCGAAAACGGCGUUGAUUAAUCGAGCUGAAUCCAAGGAUCGUCAAGUCUUGCCUGGGUCACUAUUUGAGGAGGUAAAAUCGCAGACAAGGCACACCAGCCCCAUUACAGGGUCCAGGGGAGACAAGUUCGUUUACAAAUCCCUAGAACACGAAAAUCUCGUUUUAGAAUGUUCCACUGACAAUUUAGCGAGGAUAUCUAAAGAGGAAAAGGAUCUAUUAGUUGGAUUGGUACAGUUACGUGAACGGUAUGAUAUUUAUAUUGGUGACAAACGCCGCCUCGCAGAAGGACUGCACAUAAAAGUAGGCUCCGAGGUACACGUCGACGUACAGGGCUUGGUGCAACGAGUGUCAGGAAUUGUACGGUAUAAAGGCCCAUUGCCUGGACAAAGUGGUACACAUUUUGGCAUCGAGCUUUUGGAACAGAAAGGUCAAGGAACUACUGAUGGAAUUUUUCGUAAACAGCGCCUGUUCAAAUGUGAUGAAGAUUGCGGUGUAUUUGUAUCAAUUAGUAAAAUUAGUCUAGUAAGUCUGGAUCAUAAAAAAAAUCGGAAAUCAUCAAAAAAAGGUGAUGAAAUGAAGGCCACGAAGGAUGAUCAAAUUGAAAUUGGAAGCAGAGUAGUUAUAUUUUGUGCGGGAGAUGAGGGAGAUCAGGCUGAGUACGGAACAGUCAGAUAUAUCGGGAUUCCAAAGAAACUUGCUGAACGCCAUAUUGGAAUUGAACUGGAUAAUCCUGUGGGAUCCGGUACUGGUAGGUUUGAUGGAGAAAAGCUUUUUCAAACAGAGAAAAAUCAUGCAAUACUUGUUCCUUAUUUAGCUGUAUUGCCUGCUCAUCAUUUUGAAGAAAAGCCAAAGUCUGAGGCAAAGAAACGGGAUUCAUCUGCAGAAGCUAUCGAUGUUGUUUUAAAAGAUUCCGCGAUGUCUAAAGGAGGUUUAUUGAAAGAGCAACAACAGCUGUUCAAAGAGUUUGAAGAGAAAAAACGUCAGGAUCAUUCGUCUCAACAACAUCAUAGUUAUCCUUCAGAUGGUAUGACGCAUACACAUGUAAGCAAACCAGCUGACGUCCUCAAAGCACUGGAGGAUAAGUAUGAACAUGAUUCUGACAAAAGUGAAAAACCAAGUACCACUCAGUGGUAUGUUAAUGAAAGUGACAGUUCUAUCUAUGUCAGUAUGAAAUCACCCAUUUAUCAGAAUUCACCGCUUUUAAGCCCGACAAAAGGUGCUGGCCAAGCAAGAAAAAACCUUCCUAUUGAACUUCCCACGAGUGAGAAAGAACAUAUCUAUAUGGAUAUGCAAGGAAAUCAACAACGUACUCGAGGGAGUUCAGGUCAACAAAAAGAUCAAUUAACGAUAACUGGAAAACCAAAAAAGCAAAUCAGAGACGUUUCUGAUUUCUGUGUAGACAGUAAUUACAAAGACAAGCUGAGAUCAAAUUGGCGAAAAGAUAUCAGUGAUUGUUCACCUAAGAAUCAAGAUAAAGACUCUUAUUUUGCUUAUACCCAUAAUGUACCUGUCUAUAACAAGAAACAGCCAAGGUCACCAACGUCGCCUGGCUUGAGUACUGGCCAGGCUAUUGCCCAUGCUAGUUUGGACAUAGCUUUUGGUGAUUAUGAGUCCCCAAUGAUAGAUGGUUACGUUGGUCCUCCAAACACACUAUCAGCCGAUCUAUGUGGUAUUGCUAAGGGCAUCCAGGGUCAUCAUAAUUCCUGUUAUCUAGAUUCUACACUCUAUAGUAUGUUUGCAUUCAGUAUCACAUUUGAUAAGAUUAUACUGAGAGAUAAAAGGGCUGACGAUCUUGACGAGUUUGACGAAGUUCAGAAAGUUCUACGAGAAGGGAUUGUCAAUCCACUGAGGAGGAAUGGUUUUGUGAGAGCUGAUCGUGUUAACGAUUUACGCAAGCUGCUUGAUCGGUUAGGAUCUGUAUCAGGAUUGACCUCCGAAGAGAAAGACCCAGAGGAGUUUCUUAACACCCUUCUACAGCAAGUCUGUAAAGCAGAACCAUUUCUAAAACUAAAAUCUCCAAAUGAUGAAGAACAUACAAGUUUUUGCUAUCAAAUGUUCAUGGAUAAAGAUGAAAACAAACAAGUUCCAACUGUACAGGAAUUGUUUGAACAGUCUUUUAUUUUGUCAGAUAUCAAACUAGUGGACGUUCCGUCAUGUUUGAUUGUUCAAAUGCCAAGGUUCGGAAAACAAUAUAAAAUGUACAAUAGAAUUAUACCAAGUUUAACAUUGGACAUAACUGACGUUUUAGAAACACAACCAAGACAGUGUACAAUAUGCAGCCAUCUUGCAAAAUAUGAAUGUAGAGAUUGCAAUGUUGAAAAAAGUUUUGUAACAGAUCAAAUAACAUCUUACUGUGGAGGAUGUGUUGAAAGAACCCACCAACAUCCAAAGCGAGAAAAGCAUAAUUACAAAGAAUUGAAAAUUAUGGAAAGUUUUGUUGAGUUUUAUAAAGAGAAUCCUGAUGUGAUGAUAACAAGGGAGUGCAUGGAGCUGUUUGCAGUUGUAUGCAUUGAAACAAGCCAUUAUGUAGCCUUUGUUAAAUGUGGUACUGGUGACGAGGCUCCAUGGUGCUUCUUUGAUAGUAUGUCAGAUAGGCAAGGUGAAGAAAGCGGGUUUAAUAUUCCUGCAGUAACACAUAUAAAAGAAUUGGUGAAUUGGUUGGGUAAUAAAGAUCGUAUUACGAAGACAGAUGAGAAGGACAUGCCUGAACACAUCAGAAGACUUCUGUGUGAUGCUUACAUGCUGUUUUACCAGAGUCCAGAAACACUAAUGUAUAAAUAAUUAGAAUUCUGUCAUUAUGUAGGUGACAAAAGCGGGUUUAAUAUUCCUGCUGUAACAGAUAUAAAGGAAUUGGUUGGAUAAUAAAGAUCGUAUCACAAAGAAGGACGACAAGGACAUGGCCAAGCACAUCAAAAGACUUCUGCGUGAUACUUACGGAGUCCAGAAACCCUAAUGUAUAAAUAGUUAUGUAGAAUGCAAAAUUGUUACAGUAUCAUAUUACCCGGUAAUAGAAGGAUGUUCGCUAGGCGAAAUUUCACUAAAUUCACCACGACUUCCUUAUGGACUUGAGUGAAAUUAUCUGUGGGUCCAUAGCUCUUCUUGUGUCUGUCUUUAGUCUUUGUUAUGGUAUUUUCAGACAUUAAGAUUUUUAUUGACACAGAAGUGCUAUGGUUCCUCUCAUAGACUUGUGUAACACAAACAUGCAACGCCAAAUGGCAUUGCAAAUCUUUCAAAUUAUUUCAUUCUUGUUACCAUAUUUUUCUGAACACCAAAACUACAUCAUUGCCAGCUAAGUUGCUGACUGGUUUGCUGUGUGCGCCUGGAGAUCAUCACGAUAUAAGAAGUUGGGUCAAACCAAAUUCAGCAGUAGACGUCAAACUAAUAAUAGGAAGAGUCGGACACUGAAUAUAAAUUGAAGAUUAUGAUACGAUUGCCUUCCAAUUUAUUUCAAUGAAUCAUAUAAAUUUCUAUAAAAUAAAUUGCAAAGUUAUCCAAACAAAAUGUAUGGCUUUGUUGCUGCUUUUUGUUUGGAACAAUAUGGCAGUGACAGUAAAUGGCUGUUUUAUGAUCUAGUUCAGAUUACGCCUUGAUAAGGAUAGAAUAUACUAAAGAGCAUUGACAAUUUGGUUUCGGGUCAAUUGAACAGUAACACUAAGGUGACAGGUCAUUUGAUGUACAAUAAAACUAGGGUCGUAGGUCAAUUAAUGUACAAUAAAACUAGGUCAUAGGUCAAUUGAUGUACAAUACAACUAGGGUCAUAGGUCAAUUGAUGUACAAUACAACUAGGAUCAUAGGUCAAUUAGAGUAGGGUCACAGGUCAAUAGACCAUUUUCUGUUGUCUGCGAGAUUACACAUUAUGCGUGAAAUCAAACGAAAAAACAGGACAAACAAAGGUCAUAGCAUUGUAGUGGUUUCCGAACAUCCAGAGGUUCAUCAAAUGCAAAAAUAUUUUUGGGUAUUUCUAUGCUUAAUAAUAUGCUAUAAACAUUUUAUGAUGAUUCAUUUCAUUGAAGUAUCGGUAUUUCUUGCAAUAUUCCCCUCUCAAGGAUCGCCAUUACAAUAUUGAGCUAUAAAGAAGGAAACAUUGAAUCAAAUCGUUUGAUCUUGUGACAGACAUUUGGUCCGUGCCUUUCACGUAUUAUGCAAGAUCUCAAGCUGAAUGGAAAAUCACCUAUUGAAGGACAAGACAUUUCCGUCUUAGUUUAAUUGACGUGCAUUGACACUUGCGUCACAGAUGAAUAAUCUGCAUCAUCACACGGCUCCAGUAUGACCUUUCAACCAUGCCUCACAAUCAUUAUGGCCACAUCUAAUGUCUUGGUGAAGUAAAAUGAUAAAAACUAUUAAUGGAAAUGAUAUUGUGACUUGAAAAAUGUAGAUUCAUCUGCUUAUAAUUUUGUGUUUACUUUAAUAACUAAGCAUUGUGCACAAUAGUCACAAGUGGCUGUCGAUGAGUUCUCUGAAAUUGUUGGUUGCAUAAUAUUUGUUGUGUAUGAUAAUGUGUAUUGACUCCUCCUUGAAGUGCAUGUGUUACUGGGACAUUAUGUUUGAACAAUCUGACGCUUUGAUUUUCAUAAGUGCUUGAUGGUGUUCCUCACUUUAAUGGAAUGAUUAAAAGCAUUGUGACAU